Molecule: messenger RNA, 2248 nt
Organism: Toxotes jaculatrix (banded archerfish)
Lineage: Eukaryota; Metazoa; Chordata; Actinopteri; Toxotidae
Gene: pycr1b
Product: pyrroline-5-carboxylate reductase 1b
Exons: 9
Coding region: 167-1141 (324 amino acids)
Biological process (GO): L-proline biosynthetic process
Molecular function (GO): pyrroline-5-carboxylate reductase activity
Source: RefSeq, a predicted model, not a curated record
GUGGGCUGAGUAAAAGAGGAAGCCACGUUGACACAAAAAGUGGUAUUUUAUGUUUUUUUUCUGGCGCCGUGAAGUAACGGAGAGGUCGUACAGUUACAUCAGCCAACUCGGUAAUCUGUACUGGAACAUCUAGGGAAAGGACAGAGAAGCCACAUCAUCUGACAGGAUGAGUGUUGGAUUCAUUGGAGCGGGCCAGCUGGCUCAUGCACUGGUGAAAGGUUUCACAGCUGCAGGUGUGAUUGCUACACACAGGAUUACAGCCAGCUCCCCAGACACAGACCUGCCGACAGUGUCCGGUCUGAGGAAAAUGGGGGUGAACCUGACUACUAGCAACAAAGAGACUGUCAGUAAGAGUGAUGUGCUCUUCCUGGCUGUGAAACCCCACAUCAUCCCCUUCGUUCUAGAUGAGAUUGGGCCAGACAUCGAGGACCGUCAUCUCAUAGUGUCCUGUGCUGCAGGUGUUACCAUCAGCUCCAUAGAGAAGAAGCUGCUUCAGUACCGUUCAGCGCCCAAAGUCAUGAGGUGUAUGACGAAUACUCCGGUGGUGGUGAGAGAGGGAGCUACAGUGUACGCCACUGGGACACAUGCAGAGGUGGAAGACGGCAAGUUACUUGAGCAGCUGAUGGCCAGUGUAGGUUUCUGCACUGAGGUGGAGGAGGACCUCAUUGAUGCUGUCACCGGGCUGAGUGGCAGUGGACCAGCCUACGCAUUCACGGCCCUGGAUGCUCUCGCAGAUGGAGGAGUGAAGAUGGGUCUGCCCAGGAGACUGGCUGUCAGACUUGGAGCUCAGGCCUUAUUGGGAGCAGCUAAGAUGUUGCUGGACUCAGAGCAGCACCCCGGCCAGCUGAAGGACAACGUGUGCUCACCAGGGGGCGCCACCAUCCAUGCCCUGCAUGUUCUGGAGAGCGGUGGCUUCCGCAGCCUCCUGAUCAACGCGGUGGAGGCUUCGUGCAUCAGGACACGGGAGCUGCAGUUCCUGGCAGACCAAGAGCGUAUUUCUCCUGCAGCCAUUAAGAAAACCACACUGGACAAGGUGCUCCAGCAGCCUGGAGUCACAGUCAGCGGAGUGGCUAAUGGGAACGGUAGAUCAGGGCUCAACCUGUUCAACAGUCGCGGCCCUGGCAUCAAGAAGAAGAACUGAGCACACAGCAGGAGGGACGUGCACACACACACACACACACACACAUACACACACACGUACACACCAGUUACAGGUUCAAGUGUACAAUGUGUACACAUGUGGACAUACAUACAUCUUAUACUCUUCUGCCAUACAAAAAAAAAAACCACAGACUCAGGACUGAUCUGAAAUGAAAUCCAAAUUACUUUGCCAAAUUAUUUAUUCAUACUUGAAUGACAUGCGGACAGCGGACCUGAUGGUGUCACCCUCCACUUCACACACAAGCACAGGUGUAUUCUGGGUGCAUUGCUCACAGUUAUAGCCUUAUGUUGUGAUGCAGGAUUACUGUCUACAAAUACACAAAUCCAGAUACACACUGAAGCGCAAAAGUGCAUUUACAAUCUGUUGUCUGUCUGUGUUUGGGCUCUAGACUAUUUAGGGCUAUUGAACGUUAAUGACCCAGUGGGCCAUCAUGGGAUCCUGGUACACACCAGGCAGCAGAUGGCUGUUGGGAUACCAUCAAGCUGUUAAUGUAUGUCUUUUAAUGUCUUCUAAAAAAAAACAAACAAAAAAAACAGUGUAAAUCAUCAUGUACCCUCCUUUUGUUUGUACAAAUAAUUAUCUUUGUAUGGCCAGGAGUAUUAUGCUGUUAGAGACUGAAAACAAAUUGAACAAAAUUUUAAUAACUUUAUUUUUGAUUGUGGUAUAUGAACACUAUGCUCUUCAUGGAUAAAAUAACUUGCCUCUGUGUUACAAUGGGGUUUCUAGCACAUUAACAACAUUGUGCCUUUGACCCUUUAACCCAUAACUUUUUUUUUUUCUCACACAUUAAGGUCAUUCCAAGCUUUAAGACACCACUGAGGUCAAACCUUUUCUCAGAUCCCUCUGUUUACUCUCUGUUAGUGUAUGUUGCAGUCAGUGUGUGGCACUGUGGGUCUUAAACCCUAAACCUUGACCUGUCAUCUCAAACCUACCGAUGUUUUACACCAUGAAAGCACUUUUUACUUUUUUUUUUUUUCUCAUAAGGGAAUGUGAUGUUGUUUCCUGAAAGUGCUACAAGAAAGCUUACUUCAUCCAAACAUCUUGCUGCAGACUGAGUCCAAAGCAUAAAAUCAGCUACCAAUCCGU